Cetraspora pellucida is the source of this 187-nucleotide messenger RNA. The record is from the annotation of a GenBank genome assembly. Lineage: Eukaryota; Fungi; Glomeromycota; Glomeromycetes; Diversisporales; Gigasporaceae.
UGAUCUAUUAAUAGAUAAAGACCUUCAAACUAUAGAAUUCAACACUAAAAAAGUUAAACCAUUACUUAAAGAUGUGCAAGAAAUUAAUUGUAGUUUAUGUAAUUUCUCAGAAAAUGAAAUAAUCAUGUGUUUAGAUCUUAGUAAAAUGCAAGUCUGUCUUUUAAACAAAGAAACUGAUACAGAAUAA